AGUCCGGAUUAUGGCCAUAACCCAUGUUGGGUACAAUUCGGGCUGGUCCAAUCCAAUCCGAAUUCGGGUUGAGGUUGGGUUGGGUUGGGCCAGAACAACUUGCAGCAGCCCUAGAUGUAACACUGUAACACAACACAUUAGGAAGCUGAAGUCGAGGGCAGAGAGAGUCUGAAAAUGGCGAGUACUCUGGCAAACAGAGCAGCUCCAAUGGAGAAAACGGCUAACUUCUUCAGGGUUUCGUUGAACUUCCUCAGAAAUUUCAGCGCGUCCUCUGCAACCAGUGCUUCUACUUCUACAAAUCCGGCAUCUUCUGUGGCGGAGACGGCUACGAAGAAGCGGAGGCGCAAGAAGAAGAAAAAUCUAAUCGAGGUGGCUAGCUUUCUCCCCAAUUGGGGAAUUGGAUACCACAUGGCUAAGGCUCACUGGACCGGUGUUUCGUAUGAGAUCGUCAAGAUCAAUCUCUACAAGGACGGUAGACAUGGCAAAGCUUGGGGUUUGGUCCAUAAGAAUGGUUUGCCAGCUGCAGAUGCUCCCAAAAAAAUAAGUGGUGUUCACAAGCGCUGUUGGAGAUAUAUUCCAGGCUUGGAGAAAAAAGAAGCAAGCACCCCAAAACCAGGAGUUGUCCCAGGCUUGAAGAAAGAAGAAGAAAGCACCCCAAAACCAGUAGUUGAAGAAGCUUGAUGCUUUUCCUUUGUUCUUCAGGUACUGAUUGCACGGCCUCUCAUGCUCUGAUGUCCUCCUUCCUUUUCGGUUGAGGGUCGAUGCAAUCAAGAGGCAAUUUUUGUCAUGAUUUUAGUCAAUAGGUGGUAUUUUGAAACAGUUCUUUGUUCCCAGAUGUUUUUAUGCUUUAUGUAAGAUCUUCAUGUUCUGUUAAUGGACGUGAACUUGUAGCAAAAUAUGUGGAAUGCAUUGUCAGGUAAUAGAGAUUGAGAUUGAGAUUGAGAAACGUUAGUCACAAUUGUUUUUUUUGGUCUCGGACAUUUUCCUUGCAUGUAACAAUAAGUGUCACCGGGUAUGGCAAUCAUUUAACGAUGUGCAAUUUGCUAGAA
Cornus florida is the source of this 1049-nucleotide messenger RNA. RefSeq lists its product as uncharacterized. Bases 175 to 681 code for a protein of 168 amino acids. NCBI's taxonomy places the organism in Eukaryota, Viridiplantae, Streptophyta, Magnoliopsida, Cornales, Cornaceae. The transcript is spliced from 3 exons. The record is from RefSeq and is a predicted model, not a curated record. Gene Ontology annotation, molecular function: structural constituent of ribosome. Gene Ontology annotation, cellular component: mitochondrion.